Messenger RNA from Bombyx mandarina (wild silkworm), 593 nucleotides. RefSeq names its product huntingtin-interacting protein K. NCBI's taxonomy places the organism in Eukaryota, Metazoa, Arthropoda, Insecta, Lepidoptera, Bombycidae. The record is from RefSeq and is a predicted model, not a curated record. Gene Ontology annotation, biological process: protein stabilization; negative regulation of apoptotic process.
AAUUGGACAAUAUUCUAUGUGAACUUUCGUGAAUCUUGUGAGACAUUACGAAAAUGCUAUAAAAGAGGUUUUUGUAGCUUUAAAUUUACUUAGAGACUUGAUUCUGUGGAUAACGGCGAACUUGUAAAUAUAAUAAACUAGAAAUGGCAGACGAAGAAAUCAAUGGUGAUACAGAUGAUAUUCAGCAUGACAAAGACAAAACUCAAAAGAAAACCGCAAAACAUGAUAGCGGAGUGGCGGACUUGGAAAAAGUUACUGAUUAUGCUGAAGAAAUGGAAAUAUCCUCCCAAGACAUAUCAGGCGCACUUUCAUUAAUUGGAGACCGAAGAAACAAAGAAGCUGCUGAACGUUUAGAGAAAGAACAAGAAUUACAAAAAGUUUCAGUCAAAAAAGAUGACAUAGAGUUAAUUGUUAAGGAAUUGGAAAUCUCCAGAACGCUGGCAGAGAGAACAUUACGGGAACACAGUGGUGAUGUAGUUGCAGCACUGACUACACUAACUAACUGAUACGGGCAUAAUUGGCAUGCUCACCUCCUAAAACUGUUAAAAAUUUAUUGUUUAAUGAAUAGAAUUUUGUAUUUGCCAAAAAAAAAA